Messenger RNA from Felis catus (domestic cat), 1094 nucleotides. It is a transcript of the gene MRPL50, whose product is annotated as mitochondrial ribosomal protein L50. NCBI's taxonomy places the organism in Eukaryota, Metazoa, Chordata, Mammalia, Carnivora, Felidae. The transcript is spliced from 2 exons. The record is from RefSeq and is a predicted model, not a curated record. Bases 47 to 526 code for a protein of 159 amino acids. Gene Ontology annotation, cellular component: mitochondrion; mitochondrial large ribosomal subunit.
CACUGCCGGCGGGGGGCAGAGCCCCAGCCGGUAGCUCUCCUCCGAGAUGGCGGCGCUGUCAGUGUCUGGCGUUACCAGAAGAGGCCUCACGUGGAUAGUCUUAGGGGCACCACGCAGAGAAUUUUGGUCUCGAUUCAGAAAAGAGAAAACGCUAGUGGUGGCUGAGACAGUAGAAGAAGCGAAGAAAGAGCCUAUUUUGGUGUGUCCACCCUUACGAAGCCGAACAUACAUACCACCUGAAGAUCUCCAGAGUCGUUUGGAAUCUUGUGUCAAAGAAAUUUUUGGUUCCUCUGUUGGUAACAGUUGGCAGGAUGUGUCCCUGGAAGAUGGCCUUCUGAAGUUCAGUUUCUUGGCACGUUUAGCUGAUGACUUGGGCCAUGCAGUGCCCAACUCCAGGCUUCACCAGAUGUGCAGGGUCAGAGAUGUUCUUGAUUUCUAUAAUGUGCCUAUUAGGGAUCAAUCUAAAUUUGAUGAACUUACUGCUAGUAAUCUGCCUCCCAAUGUAAAAAUCACUUGGGGUUACUGAGCAGAAGAGGAGCUCAUUAAGAUCAUUUUGUCCUGAGCAAGGGGGCUGGUUAUUAAUUAGACUUUUGAUACGUUACCAUGUGAAAUGCUAUCAGAACUGUUCUCUAAACCCACUUUUUCUGUGGAAGGAUGAAUUAUCUCUUUUUCUCAUCAUGAAUUAACAAGAUUUUCUUUUUUCACGUUUGCUGGAACUUUGUUUUUUUAAUGGAAUCAAGUCUUUAAUCAUGUAUGAAAAUUUCCUUCUUUGGAGGACACUGUAAUUAAACUUGGGUUUAAGAUACAAGGCUAUUAUAUGUUCACACAUGGUCUUUAUUUUUUACGCAUAAAUUAGUAGAUGCAAAAACAGGUUUUAAUCCUGUUAGGACUCUUAAACCUAAGGUGGUAUUAAUUAUAUAUAGUACAUAUACAAAUAAGGAAACGUAGAUAUGUAUAAAAGAAAUGUAAAAAUCUAUGUUGUAUAUUACAGCAAGUUGUUUCUUUCAUUGCUUUACUACAAGAGUAAAAAUAGUAGAAAAUGAUACUGUUCAUUCUAGAUUAAUCUCUUUUGGAAUUAAAGUAAAUUUCUUGAA